AUGCAGGUGGGUGGCCAAGAAGAAGAAAGAGGACCUGGGCCUCAUCUAGGUCAACAGGCUCCCCCUGCGGUCGUCCCUCCGCCGCCUUACCCCGGGAACCAUAAUAUAAUGCACUACCCUUACCCCGGACAACUACCCUUACCAAUACCACCACCACCUGCUCCAGCAGCGCAUGAUCAGGAAGGCCAAGGUGCGGCUGCUGGUUUCGUUGGUUAUAAUCCUGCUGUCCCAGCAGCAGGGACCUGGGGAGGACCACCAGGGCCAGGAACGAGACAAGAGCAACCACAAUGGCCUAUAGUUUCCCCGCAAGGUUCCCCGCAAACUAUGACCACGGCAGGACCCGGAGUUCAAGUUCCUCUUCAACCAGCGGCUCCUGCACCAGGAAUUAUGCAGCACGGCAUCAAUUGGCAACAGGUUGCUUCACGACCAGAUCCGUCGCUGAUGGGUCCUACCUACGACUACCCGGGAGGUGUCGUGUCUUUUCCAUCGGCGUUUGCCGGGUCAUUCGCAGGGCCUUCGACGAUGAGUUCUUCACCUGCUUCUAUGGGGGCUGCCGAGUUUGGUGGUGCUGGUGGACACUUUGGUGGCGGUUUCGGUCCUGGUCUUGGCCAACCACAACAGCAGUUAAAUUAUAUUGCAGGAGAGAAGAUGCCACCACAACUACAACCAGGAGUUGUACCUCCACAUACUCCACCACAAGUAUUUUUCCCUCCUUCUCCACAAAUGAUGAGCACCAGCGACUACUUCUUGAUGCAGCAGUUGCAACAACGUGGUCAAGGCGGAUGUAAUAUUACCACCACUUCUUCUGCCCCCGGGGGCGGAUCUAGUUCCAGUUCGUCUCAUCUCUCCCGACCCGUAGGCGGCGGCCGGGGAUCUCCGGAUGGUGGAGCGGCGCAAGCAACUUCGGAUGGUGUUGGAGCGGCGCACGAGGGUGGUCCAGGUGAUGUCCUGUGGCGGGGCGCCAAAGGUGAUGCAAGGAAAAAAGGAAAAGGUGGAAAAGCUGCAUCAUCAUCGAGGACGAGAGAAAAGCUGAACAAAGAAACAAAAUCCGUCGUUGAUCCGGACACAGCUGCGCCACAGCAAGAACAGGGUCAUGCUCGUGUUGAACCAGGAACAGUAUCGCGGCG
Molecule: messenger RNA, 1127 nt
Organism: Amoebophrya sp. A120
Lineage: Eukaryota; Dinophyceae; Syndiniales; Amoebophryaceae
Source: the annotation of a GenBank genome assembly